AUGCCGACGCCGAGCGAAGUCACUCCACCGUUAACCGCGAGCGCCCUCGUCGAUGACCAGAUCGUGCACACUACCUGCCCGCCAGAGAUAAUACGAGCAUCUGCAUUUUCCAUCGCGACCGAGGAGCGCUCUGUCAAUGAUGGCGAUGACGGUGCCCUCGAAGAAGGGACCGUGUCGGCCACCGUCGAGUCCACAGCUAUAGAGGAACGGGUUGGCGACGAUGCUACGUCACUACAAAUCGCGACAACCCCAGACUCAUCGUCUAUGAAGGGACGAGAAAGCGAAGAUGAUACCGAUAUGGAUUCUCCGAGUCCUGCCAGUUCUCCCGCGGAUAGCAAGGACGAUUCAUCAGGCAGCCCGACGUCGCAGACGUCAUCAGUCACUUCAACCUCAUCCACAAGCUCGUCGCUCAGCCACGAGUUUUCUAAUGUCAGGCUCGUCCCAAACCAUACCUGUUCGUUUCUUCGCGCCGGAAGCAGAUUCGAAGGUACACAAGAGUCCGACCACCAAGUAUACAAUGUGCACGUCGAAAUCAAACACGUCGACAUGGCGGAGUCUUACCUUUGUGGUUAUUUGCGCCUCACAGAGGAACACCCUACCCUGACCACCUUUUUUGAAGGAGAAAUCAUCGGCACAAAACACACAUUCGUGACCAAGAACGAGACCUGGGGUGCCAACGAAAAAACCGAUAUGCAGCAUUGGGCCCGAUUCGAGGCGUGGAGACCGCUCGCCAAACAGGCCAAAAAGGCUGAUUUCACAUACCGAAACUAUGCACAGCGCGAACAUUUGUUUAUGCGUUGGAAAGAGUAUUUCCUAGUACCCGAUCAUCGAGUGCGGCAGAUCUCCGGAGCCAGUUUUGAAGGGUUCUAUUACAUCUGUUUCAAUCAGAUAGAAGGAACUGUCAGUGGAAUUUACUUUCACGCGAAAAGCGAAAAGUAUCAAAAACUCGAAUUGAAGCAUAUUCCGGAUCGCGGAUGCACUCCGGCGAUCGAAUUUCGUUAA
Talaromyces amestolkiae is the source of this 1002-nucleotide messenger RNA. RefSeq lists its product as uncharacterized. The transcript has 4 exons. Gene Ontology annotation, cellular component: extrinsic component of membrane; GID complex. The record is from RefSeq and is a predicted model, not a curated record. Lineage: Eukaryota; Fungi; Ascomycota; Eurotiomycetes; Eurotiales; Trichocomaceae. Gene Ontology annotation, biological process: protein catabolic process in the vacuole; protein targeting to vacuole; proteasome-mediated ubiquitin-dependent protein catabolic process. Bases 1 to 1002 code for a protein of 333 amino acids.